GCCCAGUCUCUUCGGUGAGGUGUUCUGCCUCAUGGGGCUGGAGGCGAACCAGUUCGUCUUCACGGAGCAGGACAAGAACUUGGACCAAGCACUGGGAGGUGUUGUUGGCACGGCGGUAUCUGGCAAGAAGACCAUGGGAACGAAGGAGCGCAAGUCCACGGAGUCGGGGAAGAUCUUCGACAAG
Symbiodinium sp. CCMP2456 is the source of this 184-nucleotide messenger RNA. The record is from the annotation of a GenBank genome assembly. Lineage: Eukaryota; Dinophyceae; Suessiales; Symbiodiniaceae.